CCGGAGCCGAGACCGGCGAUAUCGUUGCCUGCUGGUCUAAAGGAGUGGCAUUCUUACGCACUGGUGGUCCCUCACAACCAACGCAUCCAUUCUGCUACGCCGGGCGACGCCCAGCAGACGCAGCAUAGCACUGCUGCUACUGCAGCUGCAGCUCCUCGCAACGUAUACUGCUCGCGCGAGCGCCUUGCGUCCCGCAGCUGGACUCGAGCACAACGAAACUCGCGCUCCGAAGCCACAGAGACGAUGCGGCGCGCCGUCCUAAGAGCCGCAACGCGCCGCCGCCGCCGCCGCAACUUCUCGGACGCACUACCGGCAGCGUCCGGCGGCGUCGGCGUGAGCCCCGCCGUUAGGGAUCAAACGCAAUUCGAGCAGUUACGAGCCGAGGCGUUCGCCAGGAGGAGCCGCCCGGAUAUGGCGGCGCUGGUCAAGUGUGGUUCGUUACAUGAAGCCGUCGCUGAAGUGGUCAGUGCGAAAAUGUCCCGGGCCGCAUCCGAUACUAGAUUGCCGCGCGGGGCUUUGCGGCAAUUGCUCUGGGACGCGCUUCGAGGCGACGAGCGCGUCGGUGCCGACGUCGCGGCCAUCAUCAAGAGAGAUCCAGCAGCAACGACCCAUUUACAAACGAUAGCAUAUCUCAAAGGGUUCCACGCCGUGCAGGCGCAGCGGGCGGCCCAUGUGUUCUGGAAGGCCGGAGGCUUUGAGAAUGAUCAUGUCGCGUUCGCGAUCCAGGAUCGGAUAAAUGAGUUAUUUGCCGUGUGUGUCCAUCCAGGAGCGCAGAUCGGCGGGGGGUGUUUUAUUGAUCACGCGACUUCUGUCGUGAUUGGCGAGACCGCCACCAUUGGGAGGGACUGCACGAUUCUGCACGGCGUGACGCUGGGCGGUACUGGUAAAGCUCGAACGAAGCGGCAUCCGUCCAUUGGGGAUCGCGUCACUCUAGGUGUCGGUGCGACGAUCGUCGGAGAUAUAAGAAUAGGCGACGACGUGACCGUAGCCGCCCAGGCGGUCGUGAGCGUGGACGUGCCGCCGGGCAUGACCGUGGUCGGGACGAACAAUUUAUUGGAUCCGGCGAAGCUGGCGGCGCGCGUGCGCGAGGCGCCCGACGUCUGGGCCUUUGAUCCCGAGCUGCACCUCGUGGCGCCGGAUUCGGACGCCGGCGCGGCGGCGUGGCACGGCGGGAAGGGCGUCGGUAGCCAGGGCGGGGGGCGUAAGGAGACGUCAUAG
Messenger RNA from Pelagomonas calceolata, 1218 nucleotides. The record is from the annotation of a GenBank genome assembly. NCBI's taxonomy places the organism in Eukaryota, Pelagophyceae, Pelagomonadales, Pelagomonadaceae.